AUGGUGAGGACGCGAAAAAAUAUCGAAAAUAUGGAAAUUUAUGACUACAUGAAGGAACUGAGUGAAAAAAUAUGGACCUAUCUUUUUGAAGAUUCCCUAGCACAUGAGGCAAUAUUACAAUCCCUAAAUGAGUUAGAACAAAUUAUCAUCUCAAGGUUGCUGUUCAUACAGCAGGUGGUGUCCGAAAGAGCAAUGCGCUUGUGGAUAAAUCCAAACUUUUUAAAAAAAUUAAGUGAAUGCAUAAAAAAUUUGGUCGAAGCGAAGAUUCUUGUAGAAAGCGAAACGAAAAAGGAUAAUUACAAUCAGUACAAAAUAAAUGAAAAAUUCAGACAUACAAUGCUGAACAAGAUUUAUAAAAAUAGAGAAGACAAGAUUUUUAUAUUUAAUAAUAACACGAAGGAACAAAUGGAAAAAGAAAAAAAUCUGCAUGAAAAAAAUUUAUAUCCCACGAAAGAAGAAAUUACGAAUUAUGCACACAUGAGGUGGAACAAUUUGCUCCAUUUUAUUGCCUCCCCGAAAUUAAGUCAUAUGAACAUUUACAUGAUUUACAAUAAUGGCAUAUCCGUGGAGCAAAAACACGAGGCAGAUAACCCUUCUCCUGAAGCCUUCCCAGCCAAUCGAAAUGACGACAAGGGGGACCCAAGCAGGAAUAAAAACGUAGACAAGGCUAACUCUUCCUGUUAUACCCCCUCAAGGAAAGGAAGGAAAAAGAAUCAGACGGACGAUGAGGAGUACCGGCCCGCUGGUUACUUCCAGUACGGGGGAACCUCUCACAGUGGGGGGAAUUACGCCGUGGAGAGAGAAGAAGACAACGAGGGGGAGGACGACAAUGCCGAUGACAAUGCAGAUGACAACGAGGAUUGCAACGACGACGCAGACGAUGAGGGGGAUACCUCAGACAAUGAAGAGAACAAUAGGAACGGGGAAAACCAAAACGAUACGGAAAAAUACGGGAAAGGGCCAAAUGAAGACACCAAAUAUGAUCAGUACGGGUACUACUACGAACAGGGUGAAUCUGUUGCCCCCCCCCUAAGUGGAACCACACAGAGGCUGAAUAGCCAUGAUGCAAAUUCAUAUUAUACCCAUCAUAGUAGGAUAAAGAGGAAGAAGAAAAAGAAGAAGGGAGUUUAUGCAUACAAGCAAAAUGAUCUCUAUUAUAGGAGCUUGCAAAAUGUGGAAAAUGGCUACGUGGAGGAAGACAAUAAUGACUACUCGUUUUUCUAUUCAAGUUCGAAGAAGGAAGCGCUCCCUUCGUAUAGCCCAUGCGAUAGCCUAAUCGAAGUGCUGAAGAGAAAAAACUUCAUACUACAAGAUGAUGCGAAUAGCAACAAGGCCGUGAACAUGAGUCGAGAAGCCUUCUCAUGGUUUCUCAAGGAUAUACGAAGCAGGAUAAUUUCCCUGGUCCUGGAAUAUUUGCUCAUAAUAGACGAUGGCUACGUCACAAACGUCGCACGGGAAAUUUCGACCAAAUAUAAGAAGGAGAAUAGUAGCACAAACGCCGGUAGCGGUGGAGGAAGCUCUGAAAAGGGGGAAAGUGGCGAAAGCAAUUACGGUGUCUAUGCCUCCUAUGCGAACCAUGCCGCUUACCCAAAACACCACGAAAGUGACGUCUUCUACAACGACCAGAUGCAAACAAUCCAUCCAGAGAAGGGAAAAAAGGAUGGAAGCGGAACCCCCUGCUACGUCAGGGAAGAAAAGAAGGACCAAAAGAAGUCAGAACUGUAUGUGAAGGAAACACUACUGCUAAUCUUAUCCAUUAGUCAGUGUACCAUUAGCCACCCCAUAUACCUCAACAAUUUAACCAAGGCACAGAAGGAAUUUAUAAAUUUUGGCAUUCAUAUUGGUCUUUUUUUAAAGGGCAGUGAGGAAUACGUCUUUGUAACUCCCUACGCGCUGCUUCUAACGAUUAAUAAUUUGAAUGUACAGAAUUACGUGGCUGUCAUGAACAGCCUUACACUAGAAGGCGUGUGUGAAAACGCAUACAACGAGUAUAGCGCGCUUGGCGAAGAUGGUGUGGACAAUCCUCUCCCCAGCAACAGUAGCAACGUUGGGGACACACGCAGCAUAGGCAUGGGCAGACAUGGCCACUCUGAUGGAGGGAUGAAAAAGAUAAGCGAAAAGUAUUUUCACCACUACUCUCUAUUACAAGAGGAGAGGAAGAGACACCCCACAAGUGGUACCCAUCAAAAUAUGGACCAUGCAAAACUUACACACGAAUUAGCUAACCAUAAUUUAUCCGCAGAAAAAAAAAUGAAUGAAAACAAUAACCUCGAAAUGGGGUUAAUUGUACAGAGCAAUUUCAAAGUGUACCUCUACACAAAUUCACCAUUGAAGAUAAAUAUCUUAAGUCAUUUAUGUGAAUUACAAGCAAGGACCCCCAACAUGGUAGUAGGAAUUUUGACCAGAAGGAGUGUCCUAAAUGCGUACAACUCGGACAUCACUGCAAAUCAGAUUAUUAAGUUUCUGGAGUCCUAUGCUCACCCGGGAAGAAGCAAUUUUAAAAGCUCCAUAAUACCUGUCAAUGUUAUCACGCAACUGAAGCUGUGGGAAUCGGAAAGACAUCGAUUAACUCUUGACGAUGCCAUCGUCUUUAAGUCUUUCGAAAAGGAAUUCCUUCCCCCCCUGUAUCAGCAAAUCGUUGUCUGGGCCAAUAGCAAAAAUUACCUACUGCAUUAUACGCCAUGGCCCAAAAAUGCCAACUCCCCAGAAUUCGACGCCUGGAUGAAGUCGGAAAAGUACCUCUGCUGCAUCUACGAAUCGAAGAAUGAAAUCAUCGAUAAGAUUAAGGAGAUUAGGGAGAAGCUCAUGAAGAAGCGGCAGAACGGGUAG
Molecule: messenger RNA, 2829 nt
Organism: Plasmodium inui San Antonio 1
Lineage: Eukaryota; Apicomplexa; Aconoidasida; Haemosporida; Plasmodiidae
Product: transcription initiation factor TFIIH subunit 4
Exons: 1
Coding region: 1-2829 (942 amino acids)
Biological process (GO): nucleotide-excision repair
Cellular component (GO): transcription factor TFIIH core complex; transcription factor TFIIH holo complex
Molecular function (GO): ATPase activator activity; double-stranded DNA binding
Source: RefSeq, a predicted model, not a curated record